Pomacea canaliculata is the source of this 2469-nucleotide messenger RNA. RefSeq lists its product as uncharacterized. Gene Ontology annotation, molecular function: protein binding. The transcript is spliced from 8 exons. The record is from RefSeq and is a predicted model, not a curated record. NCBI's taxonomy places the organism in Eukaryota, Metazoa, Mollusca, Gastropoda, Architaenioglossa, Ampullariidae. Bases 263 to 1621 code for a protein of 452 amino acids.
AUUCACACGGAUUCUCUUCUUUCGGUUUACACCGAGCCUUCAGCAAGGCUUAAGCUCGGUGGUUGUACAACCGAUCGCCAUUUUGCUUACUUUUACCUGCGGUGGCUCACACAUCGCUCAGCGGCUGUGUAGGUAUUUCACAGCAUUUCGCAAUUAAAGAGGGUAGCUACAGAGAAAAACUAUUUCGUUGUUCAUAUCUGAUUCUUUAAAAGAUUCCAGUGGAGCUCAGUUCACUGUUGGUUGGUAACGAAGGAUUUCCGUGAUGGCGUCUGCUGCCAAACGAGUGAGGCUAUCAGAAUCGACAAAAUGGCGAAAUGAAGGUAACGCUGUAUACAAGUCUAUAGAAGGACUGGCACCACUUCUUCAGAUCGAAGGUCUUCAGAAGGCAGUCAACCUGUACAGCAGAGCCCUUGAUCUUGCAGAGGAUGCCGCCGACAGAUCCUCAGCAUGCAAGAACAUCGCCAUGGCGUCCUGGAAGUUGGCAAAAGCCAAGAUGGCGCUUCCGGAUGUGGAAGAUAAGAUUGUGUUCUCUCACUUCAAGCAGGCUCUGAAACAUUUCAAGGAGGCUGAAAAGUCGGGAAGGUCGCGUGAACUUCAAUGGCGAGAGUCCUUGACAACUAGCGCCCUCGAGUGCUGGAGCGACAUCAAGCAACGUCUGGACAAAUGGGAGAAUGAGGAGCGCAAAGUCUGGGAGUUACAGCCCCUACUAGGACUUCUUUUUCAUGAUGCCACUCUGGCUAAAGAACACUUCUCCAUCGCUCAGACUUACUUUUUUUGGUCCUCGGCUGCACUGACAAAACGCGACUUUAGAAAAGCUUUGAGUCUUCUGGGAGACUGCAACUUCCCUCUGAACGAAGCCAUGAGGCUGGGGAAGGAAGACCAGGAUCUCAUGAAAGAGUGCCGUGUGCUGGAGGAAGAGAUCUUUGACCAGAAAUGCGUGGCCGAGUCCAUUCAGGCUCGCACGAAUGGGGACGAAAUUCUGAAGAUGAUCACGACAGAGACAGAAGACCUGAACAUCAACAUGGUGUGGGAGGUGAUCGACUGGUAUCAAAACGCCGCUCUGGUGAUACAGGGGCGGAACCUUGAAAUGGAGGCCAUGGCCCUGAGCAGCCUGGGUCGCGUAUAUGCCAAGGUACUGAAGCUCAAGUACUACGCCAAACUCUAUCUCAUGAAAGCCAUUGAAUUAGUCAACAUCAUGGAACCCAGAAUACGUCCUAACGAGGAAUGGUAUCUAUCUACACAAAAUAUAUUGAAACAGUACCAGCAGGAACAAGUCCAGGCGAACGAGCUAAAGAACCAGAAAGAGCGAGAGUCAAUCGUGAAGGAAAUCCAAGACGACGUGGACAAACUUAGCGACAAAUUCCGCAGUUGCUCCAAAAUUGGUUUUUUGAAGUAUGUGUAUGAGACACAUCCCCCUAAAAACCCCAAACACAAGUUGGAGGAAAACACCGCCUUUGAAGACGAACUGGUGUUGAAGAAGCUGUACCUGAAGGCCGUGACCCACUAUCACCCUGACCAAGCUGCUAAUAAACAGCAUGGAGCAAAGUGGAAAGUUCUGUGUGAAGAGAUCACAAAACUACUUAGUCACCAAUAUGAAUGCUACAAAGGUUUACUAAGUUAAGGUUUCAGAUCAGGAAAAAGUAGAUUACCUAAGUCUACUUUUAAAAUUCUAGAUGUGUCGAAAGGUGUACUUUAAGAAGCUGGUGGUAGAUGGUAGUCUUCAGUCAACUUUCAUUGGUCUUUCUUGAAACCUAGCCUCUACUACACAGGCUGUAGUUCAAUGUCACCCCGUACCUCCAGUUUUUAAAUUUAUUAUUUAAUUUGCUCGUUGUCUUUACUGCUACUUCUUAAAAUAUAGUUACAAUUAUAAUAAUAAUUAUGCCCUGUAUCUAGGAGAAACUAGACCAACCACACUUUACAAAAACGACAAAAAUAAAAUUCGGUCAAGUAACAAGAAGAGUUGUGAUGAAGAUUAUGCGGAAAUCCAGUUUUGAAGCAGCAUAGGCAAUAGCAUUACAGUUUAUUUACAACCUUUUUUAUCUUGCAAACACAAGAAGUUUAUUUGAUCAGUGUUGAUAGUGGUGGUUGUGGUGGUGGUUGUGGUGGUGGGGGAAGAAUAGUAUCUUCUGAUGAACGCAGCUUUACAAAAUAUUACUAAUUAGUAACUAGCAAUUUAGCUAUUCCAAUUUCUUUUUUUCCUCCGCUUUUUUUCUUUAUUUACUCUUCCUCUGUCUAACUGUAUGCUUCUAUCCAACAUCGUUGAAAUCUAGGGUCAUCUUUGAACAUCCAUAAAUAAUUACGUGACCUACAUACACUUCCUGUUACUUACUCAGUUAUUUUGCAGUUGCUUCUCGUUUUUUGCCGGACGUUGUUAUAGUCUUGUAGGAAGGCACACCGAAAUCUCACGAGAGAGUGUCACACGCUGGAGGCAGAGAUCUUUGACUAGAGAUGUGUGGCAGAGUGCAUCCA